AUGAAUCUUAACUCAUUGAUUUUGACAACGCUCGCACUGGCAAUUCAAGCGAACGCAUACAGCAAGCGAGUGGACGUUUACGGGUCAUGUGAGGGUGAUAAGUACUCUAUUAAGAUGCAUUAUCACCGUCCGCCAACGAUGACAAGUCAAGAUCAAGAGGUCUUGAAUAAAUGCAACAAUGAUUCUCCAGGAUUGCACGGAUGGGAAUGUGAGCUCAGCUGCGGCAAGGGUCCUGAACUGUGCGAGGAGAUUUAUGAAAUGGUGGAAAAGAAGGGCCCUGCGAUCAAUCACUGCAAGAAGGCAGGAGAAGCAGGCUCUGCGAAGACAAAAGAAGAAUCAGGUACUAAGACGAAGACGGUUGUAAGCACACAAAGUGGAUCGACAGCUGGUAGCGAUGAUCGCGACGAAAUGAACACAAAGGAGGACGGGGACUCUGCGGCAAGUGUUAAGGCAGGAGUCAUGACAGCACUAUUUGGAACCGCUGCCAUGUUUGGAUUGCUGAUUAUUUAA
Molecule: messenger RNA, 510 nt
Organism: Malassezia restricta
Lineage: Eukaryota; Fungi; Basidiomycota; Malasseziomycetes; Malasseziales; Malasseziaceae
Exons: 1
Coding region: 1-510 (169 amino acids)
Source: RefSeq, a predicted model, not a curated record